Messenger RNA from Tigriopus californicus, 728 nucleotides. RefSeq names its product apolipoprotein D-like. Gene Ontology annotation, molecular function: pigment binding. Lineage: Eukaryota; Metazoa; Arthropoda; Copepoda; Harpacticoida; Harpacticidae. The transcript is spliced from 5 exons. Bases 33 to 641 code for a protein of 202 amino acids. The record is from RefSeq and is a predicted model, not a curated record.
AGAUUAGAGCCGCAGAGUGUCAUAGUGAAAUAAUGAUUCGAACCUUCAAGAUGCAGCUGACAAUCGCUCUUCUAUCAUUGACCUUGGCGGGCACAACAGCCUUUGUCACAAAGAGCCUCUGCCCUGAUGUAACCACCAAACCAGACUUUGACGCCACCCAGUACGUCGGAAGGUGGUAUCAACAAUCUGAAUUGGGCAAUCAUCGCCCAGGGAUUGAAAAAUGUGUCCACACUGAAUACCAAGCUUAUCCUAAUGGUACUCUUAGCGUUUACAAUGGCGCCAUUGGCGAGGACUUGGAGGUUCAAGAGAUCUGUGGUUUGGCAUUUUGUCCUGAUGAAGCUAAUCCAGCUCAAUGUCAGGUUCUGUUUCCCUUCAAUCCGAUUCCGGGCACCUAUUGGGUCCUGGAUACUGAUUACGAGAACUGGGCCGCAGUUUACUCAUGUACUGAUGUCUUAGGUUUGGUGAAAGCUGAAUUCGCUUGGGUCUUGGCUAGAGAGCCAGUUCUUUCGCCUGAAUUGUUGGCCACAGCCUUUGAGGCCUACACAUCCAGAGGUAUAGACAUCACUGAGUUCGAGACCACCGUUCAUGAUGAUGGAUGCACAUACGAGAAACCGGAUCCUACUUGUGCCGACGAGUUAUGAUGGGAUGAAAUUAUGAUGGCAUAAUUAUUGAUAAACCUGUGCUUUAAAGUAAAAAAAUAUUACGUGGAAAAAAAGACCGAAAAUUAA